AACCAUACUUUUUGUCUCCAUGUCAUAAAAAAGAAAAUGGGAAAAUUAAAAUUCUUGUGUGCUUAAUUUUUAAUUUUACAUACCACAGCACUUCUUAUUGAUUUUAUAACUUACUAGCAGUACACACUGGCUACGUCCAUUGAUUUGUUCCUAGGCUUUAUAUUGUUUAUAAUGGCCAGAACACCCCUUCUGAGCUUUCUUUUUUAUAUUUUAAUAAACAGGCCUCAUUUUAAUAAUCAAACUAACUUAUUUUUUUAGCCUGCGAAUUAUUGUAUUUCUUACUAUGAAAUUUCAUGGCCCACUUUCUGUUUCCUGAACACCCCUUUUUUUUAUAAUUAAAUUGACCAGAUUGUAACAAUCUACCUACGUAAAAUGCCUGUGAAUCAGUGUAGCUGUUACAAUAAAAUUUCACUCUCUGGAACCCCUAUUUUGUUUUUUUUAACCUUCACAUUUCUCCCACAUAAACUUAUUACUUGAUUUGGAAAGACCCAACAUCAACAUGCUCUCAUAUUUUGGGCCUGUUAAUUUUAGUACUUUUAGUAAUUUUACUUAUCCCCCUCCCCCUGCCAACAAAAAGUUUGUCCUUUGUACACAUCGCCGUCCCCAUUUCUAAAUUUAUCUUGUAAAAUGUUUUUAAAAUGUCUGUAAAAUGUUUUACACGUGUUUUGGAAGUUGCUUCAGAGUUGAUGAUAAUUUACUUCCUAGUCCAAACCUCCCCCAGGAUGAUGGGGGAUGGGAGCAGGCAGGGUUUGAACCUAGGACCGUUGAGAAGUCCGAACGAAAGUACAGCUCACAAACUGCACAACCAGGCACCGUCAUUGCGUAGAAAAGUUCAGCCAGCAGAAGAUAUGGCUAAAGAUCCACCAUCAUUAGAUGUAGAUAAUCUUCGUGAUGAAUUUGAAAGCAGCACUGAGUGGAGUAUUAGAAGGAAAUUUCUAUUAUCUAACUUUGACAGUCUGAGUCUUGAUAGGCUUCUUUGCCUUUCUCGCUGUCUUGUAAAUGUUGCAGUAUAUGGAUGUUCAUAUCCACUGGAAGUAAUGAAAGAGCUCAGUGAAAGAAGUGCUGGUAUUUUAGAAGAGGUGGAGAAGGAAAAAGCAGCAGCAAGAAAAGAAAUUUAUUCUGCAUCAUUUAUUAAAGCUUCUGGUAAUAAAAACAAUGCAGAUACUCACAACAGCCAGACUGAGAAUGUGUAUCAAACAAAGUCUAAUGCAUUUUAUAACCAUCAUCCUUUGAGUGGAACUAGGAAGCGUAAGGGUAAAGCUGCGUCAAGCAAAGAAAUACAAUUUGUCAAGGCCUCUGAGAGUCUCAGUCCAGACAAUCAGAAAAUAGAAACAAGAGAUUCUACAGAAGAAAAGAUGACGAUGCUCGAAAGGGUUGACAAUCCAGGGGACAGUGGUAGCUGGGUGAAACCUUUAUUGCUUUUGCCUGAUCAUAUUGAUGACAAAGCAGCUGGAUCUGUUCAAGCACAAGACAUUGAACAGCUUAAAACUGAAGUGGCUGUCACGUCCAAAAUACCUUCCAAAGUAUCAACUGCACAACCACUCUUUUCCAAGGAGGAAUACUUUGCUGCUUGGAAAGCGGAAAAAGAUGUUAAUCUCAUUAAAUUUCGAAAGUUGGCCUAUGAAGUAAUGGCUCUGAAAAACUUUUUAAGCCUCAACACGAUAGAAAGAUUGCAAGCAGCAGUUAACAAAGUGCCUCUCACUAUUACAAGCAGUAAAAAUCCUCGGACACGAUCCAAGAACAAAAUCAAGAAGAAAAACAAUAAUCCAGUUAUAUGUCAUGUUUUUUUGAAUGGCAUAAAGAUAGCUUCAGGUGAAGAAUAUGAAAUGAAGAAUGCCAGGAUUCAUGCUUAUGAAGCUGCUUUGCAAAAGAUUUUUAUGCCUUACCUUCGUCUAGUCAACCUUGAUGAUCCAUCCAGUGCUGAAUUGCAUGCAUCAGUAACACCUUUUUCCUCUGACUCACAGAGAGUUGACACACUGUCCCCAACUUUAAACUCAGAGAAAGUAGAAACAAAUACUGCAAAGAAGCGACGAGAGGAUUCUACAAAUAAUGAUUUACUUAAUUUGAAGCAACAUUUUUUUAGGGAGUUCAAGCCAAUAGAAGAUUUUGUAAUUGUUGAACCACUGAUGCCUGACUCAGAAAAUCGGCCUACUUGCACUUUAGAAAGAAGUGCUUCAUUUAAUCAGAUGAUUGUAGAGUAUGACUAUUUGCCCUGUGGUGAUGGUUGUUCUCGAUGCAUACUGAAAAUAGAGGGUAAAGUUUUGGCUGACAUGAAAGGUGUAACGAAGCCUGAGGCUAAAAAUGAGGCUGCAGCUGAAGGUUUGAAAAAAUUAAGACAAUUGUGCUGGACUAUUAAAAUAAAAAAGGUGGUAGACUCAGAUUUUACAGUUACCAAAGAGGAAAUGUUGAGCCAUAUCAAUGAGCAGUCAAAUGUCAUCUAUAAUGACAAUAGUAACAUUGGAAAUAAGAUGCUUAGAAAAAUGGGUUGGUCAGGGGGUGGUGUUGGCAAAGAUGGGUCUGGUAUUUCAGAACCUAUAACGCUGACCAGUGUGUUUAACAGACAGGGUUUUGGUCUUGAUGCAGGUAAUGGAGUCACUGGUGAGUUUCGAAAGCGAGUAAGGGAAGUUAUUCAGAACUAUGCUGCAUCCAGUGACCAGGAAGAUCUCAUGUUUUCAAAUGAAUUUAGCUCAGAGCAGAGAAAGGUGAUACAUGACAUAUCCAGGAAGUUCAAACUGCAGAGCAAAAGCAGGGGCAAAGGUCAGGAGAGGUACCUUUGUAUCCACAGAAAGAGAACAUCCGAUCAGCUUAUUUCUCACAUCAUGUCCUGUGGUGGUGAGACGGCUAAAUAUAAACUGGUCCCUCCUGGUGAAACUAAUUAAUUUAAUUACGGCAAAGUUCUCAUCAUUAACUUGCUGAUAUUUCUCUUGUAGUGAAGAGUAGUCUUGUUCUACAAAUGCCACUAACUUGCUAAGUCUCAUUGCCAUAGUGUUAUUCAAAUUAAAUUUUCAUAGUUAAGAAAACCCAUAAAAUAAUUGUGAAUAAAACAAAUGGUACCAUAUGUUGUGAAUUAUGAGAUCCAAAAAAUGUUUUUCUAGCUUAAAUAACACGUUAUUUUUUAUACAUUUAGUCAAGCGCUAAUGUUAUUUAUUUUUUAAUUUAAUUUGAUAAAUUGUAUUUAAUUUAGUUUAAUAAUAAUUUUUUUAUUGAUUUUGAGAAAAAUCAUUGCUGUGCAAAUAUUUUAAGUUCUCUUUACAUUAUAAAGGAGGUGCAGUGGCUGAGUGGUAAAGCCCUUGGCUUCAGAACUGGGAGUCCUGGGUUUGAAUCCUGGUGAAGACUGUGUUUUUCAAUUUCAGGAUCUUUGGGUGCCUCUUAGUCCACCUAGCUCUAAUGGGUACCUGGCAUUAGUUGGGGAAAAAUAAAGGCGGUUGGUCCUUGUGUUAACCGUAGGUCAGUGAAACAGAUGACCUUUACAUCAUCUGCCAUUAUAAGCUAGAAUGGUAAUAUUUAAAUUAUUUGUCAGAUAAUCAUGUUUAGUGUGCCGACUUUCUAAACAAUCCAGAUGGAUAUUUUAAAAUGUAGGUAUAUCAUUUUUUUUUUUAAAUAAAAAUUACUUUUGAAAAACAUCUAUCAAUUUUUGCAUUUUCAUUGGUUUAAACAAUUGUUUGGGGGGGGGGGGGGGGUCAAAGUAGCAAUGAAACAGCUGACAUAGCCAAAGCUCAACUUAUGACAACAGAAACGAUACAUUUGUUAGUAUUAUGGGCCAGGACUUAGUAUGAACCUUUCUUGACCACUAACUCUUAGCAAACAGUAUCCUGGCCACUAAUACUUACAAUCAGUACGCCAUGCAUAAUUACCAAGUACUGGUGUAGUUGCUGUUCUUCAUGAUAUGGAAAUGAUAAUUGAAUAUCAUUUUUUUUUGGUUAUAAAGUUAAAUGUUAAAAAAGAAUCAGAUACUGUGUACAAUUUUCAAGAACCAGAUUAAUUUUUACAAAUAAAAUACAUUUUUAAUAUAA
Molecule: messenger RNA, 4013 nt
Organism: Biomphalaria glabrata
Lineage: Eukaryota; Metazoa; Mollusca; Gastropoda; Planorbidae
Exons: 3
Coding region: 639-2879 (746 amino acids)
Molecular function (GO): nucleic acid binding
Source: RefSeq, a predicted model, not a curated record